GUUCAAUUUCUUCACCGAACAACUCACCAUGCGUUUCUCGACCUUUUCUCUUGUCUGUGUUCUGGCUCUAUUGAACAGUAGAGCACAAGCCCUCGCGAUCCUUUCGGACCCGUCUCCCACAAACAAUGCCCUCGCAGCCUUAAGAGCGAAAGUCGACGCAAUGGGCCCCGUCACAGAGCCUGCUCCCCCCAUCACAGCUCGACAUCCUGCUGCUACAGCGGCAUAAGCGCCUAAAGUUCUGGUAAUAGUUCCUGUCAAGAGAACUUCUGCAGGGAGAUCAGAUAAGGAUGCGACCCUCGGCGGUCUUUGGCCUGACCACCCAGAAUCACCACUCCAACCAGCAAUUCUCGAAUCGGCAAGGACACUAUGUGUCGACAUAAAGUAUACUAUCUGAGUCGUAUC
This is a messenger RNA of Periconia digitata, 402 nucleotides long. NCBI's taxonomy places the organism in Eukaryota, Fungi, Ascomycota, Dothideomycetes, Pleosporales, Periconiaceae. The record is from the annotation of a GenBank genome assembly.